ACAUUACUCAUCAGUUCUCUCUCACGUGACUCCUUCUACUCGCUACGUUCAAUCUCAGUAAAAGUUGUUUUGCUCAACGACAUCACUGACUCAACGUUAUCUCCUGUGAUCCCUCUUACUCUUGACGAUUCUAUAUUAAUAUAAUCUAGAUCAACCUUCUACUUACAGACAUGUCGAGGAAUCAGAGGGAGACAGAAUCUGAACGUCAUGACAGGGAAAGUGAGACAGAUGGUGAUGACACUUUCACAAUGAACAACUUUGCAUCAUCAGAAGUAGCACAACCUGGUAAUGACAAUGAUGUUGAUGUCGUUCCCCAAGGAACACAUGGUGAUAGGACAUUCUCCAUGGACAUGAUAGCAUCAUCAGAAGUAGCACAACCUGGUAAUGACAAUGAUGUUGAUGUCGUUCCCCAAGGAACACAUGGUGAUAGGACAUUCUCCAUGGACAUGGUAGCAUCAUCAGAAGUGGUCGAGCGUCAGGCCAGUGCGGGGAGUGGUUCCAUGGCUGUUUCUGAGAGACGAGAAAUGCAAGCGGUGUCUACUAAAAUCACUGCAGGGUCUGACUUCAAAGGCAUCAUAGUACAGGACUCUUCUGAUGUCAGCUUAUCUGUUGGAGGUCAGAAUGAUGGAAUAAUGAAGUCAGAUAUGCUGCAAAUGAACCUGAAGCGAGUCAAAGAUAUCUUUGAGAAAACUGCUACCUACAGGACAGUGAAGGAACUCUUGGAGAAGUAUGGUCAUGUGACAAUAAGUGGUGCUUCUGGUGAAGGAAAAACGUCCAUUGCCUUGAUGAUAGGAGCAGAUCUCAGGAACCAGGGGUAUGAACUUGUGUUUGUUGAUGAUGUGGAUAAAUUUGAGCUGAAGAAUUGUGAACUGCGUGGAAAGAAAGUUUGUCUGAUACUGGAUGAUAUAUUUGGAACAGUCGGCCUAUCAACUGACGUUCCCCAUCUUAGGUCCAUUCUACAAAAUCUCAAACAUUAUUUGGAAGAUGUCAAAUCUAGUAAGGAACUGAAAACACAUCCAGGCGCUGAAUCAGCGAUUCUUGUUGUCUUCACCACCAAAUCGUACAACCUGGAAUGUGGAGUCGCAAAGUUGGAUGGCAAAGAAUGCUAUUUUUCAACGGACCAUCGCUUCUUGAUUUGACAAAAAUGAAAUCGUGUCAUUACAGUCCCGCGGAAAGAAGGAAAAUACUCCGGAAACAACUAAAACACCAUAACAUCGACCUGGACCUCGAUAUUGGUAGGCUAUGUGAGACAAGAGAUUCUUUGUUUGGCUUUCCCUUAAUAUGUACUCUGUUUUGUGAAUUCCUGAGUUUUCAAAAAGAACCUGCACGUUUUUUUCGAGAACCCCUAUUUUAUCUACGGCGAGAAAUUGACAUGAUCAUGGAACGUGGAAAUGACCAGUCCGCUGCGCUCAUCCUGAUGUUGUUGUGUGAAGAUCCUCUGAACUUGAGCCAGGUAGAAAUGGAAUCUAAAAAUCAUGUUUU
Molecule: messenger RNA, 1482 nt
Organism: Haliotis rubra (blacklip abalone)
Lineage: Eukaryota; Metazoa; Mollusca; Gastropoda; Lepetellida; Haliotidae
Exons: 4
Coding region: 171-1139 (322 amino acids)
Source: RefSeq, a predicted model, not a curated record